UUUUCCCUGCUGUCUGACAAUAGUUUCAACAUCUUCCAAAUAUGGAAAGUUAUACCUUAUACGGAAAGUUUCUCGAUAUUUCUAUUGACACAAAAUCGUACCCACAUAAAGAAAUUUAUGUAAGUUUCAGCAUUAAACCGAGAGAAGCAGUCACACUGAUAGCAACAGUGUAAAUAUUUAUAUCUGUAUAGAUUAGUUUGGAAUAUACCUCUAAAUUAUGGCUAUUGACUAUUAUAAGGUGCUUAAUAUUUCACGGCAAGCAUCUGUCGAAGAAAUCAAGAAGACGUAUCGUAAAUUGGCAUUGAAAUAUCAUCCUGAUAGAAACAGCCAUCCUGGAGCAGCAAUUAAAUUUAACGAAAUAACCGAAGCAUACCUUGUGCUAAGCAAUGAGUUCAGAAGACAAGAGUUUGAUCGUUCCGCAAUGAAUUAUAGUACAGCCUUUUCCUUUUCAUCGAACAUCGACAACGAUAUGGCUAAAAAUAUAUUCACUGAAGUUUUUGCCAAGGCCUGUCAUAGAAAGACCGACCUUAUUGAUGAUCUUAUAGACUUGAGAAUGAAGGUUGGAAAGCGAAAAGCUAGCACCGAAGAUUCAGCCUCUAAAUCAGCGUUGCCGCUCAAGCGUCAAAGAAUAAAAGAUCCUCCCAUUUAUAAAAACAUGCACCUUACUUUGGAAGAAAUUAAAUCGGGAUGUACAAAAAAAAUGAAAAUUACUAAAUUAGUGCUAAACCAUGAUCAAAUUACAUCAAGAAAAGUAGAAAAGAUUUUAGAAAUUGAUGUAAAACCUGGGUCGAAAGAGGGAACCACGAUUACGUUUCCAGAAGAAGGAGACGAGAGAAAAGGAGUGAUACCAGCAGAUAUUGUGUUCAUCCUAAAAGAUCGCCGCACGAGUUUUACCAGCGAGAUUUAG
Dendronephthya gigantea is the source of this 907-nucleotide messenger RNA. RefSeq names its product dnaJ homolog subfamily B member 1-like. The transcript has a single exon. NCBI's taxonomy places the organism in Eukaryota, Metazoa, Cnidaria, Anthozoa, Malacalcyonacea, Nephtheidae. Bases 218 to 907 code for a protein of 229 amino acids. Gene Ontology annotation, cellular component: cytosol. The record is from RefSeq and is a predicted model, not a curated record. Gene Ontology annotation, molecular function: protein-folding chaperone binding.